Anopheles nili is the source of this 1377-nucleotide messenger RNA. RefSeq lists its product as uncharacterized. Bases 1 to 1377 code for a protein of 458 amino acids. The transcript has 2 exons. The record is from RefSeq and is a predicted model, not a curated record. NCBI's taxonomy places the organism in Eukaryota, Metazoa, Arthropoda, Insecta, Diptera, Culicidae.
AUGUGGAGGCGUCCUGCGUUGCUGUUGCUGCUGUUUGCAGCGGUGAUGCUGGUGGAUGGCACGAAAAAUGCCACACACGAGCCGGGUGACGUGGGCAGUGUGACAUACCUAGACGUGCUGAGAAGGAUAACGAGCCUGCGGGGUGAAGACGUGCGCAAGAAUUUGCGAUCGUUGCGUCAGCUCGCCAUAGAGAACGGGUUGAUUAAACCGGCGAACUUGAAGCCCGAGGUCGGUGUUAGCGAUGGUGCUGAGGAGGAGUCAUCCGAGGUGGAGCAAUCGUCGCAGGAGUCGGCGUUAGAACCGGGUCAGGAUGUAACGGCAAUAUCAGAAGGUGAUUGGAACGGUCGCAAGAAAGGUGGCGGAGGAAGCAACAACAACAACAUCGUGGUGGCAGGUGGCGGUGGAGGCCACGACGACGGUUCGUACUCGAUCAGCAUCGAGGAGAGCGGCGGUGGCAACAAGAAGGGCAAAAAAGGCAAAAAAGGUAAAAAGGGCAAAAAGCACCGCAAGCAGAAGCGCAAAGGCUGGAAGAAGCACAUGAAGAAGGCGGUCCCGAUCGGGGCGGCCAUUUUGGCGCUGAAGGCGCUACUGCUGCACUUCAUCCUGAAAAAGCUCGUCCUGGCGACGGCUUUCUCGCUGCUGCUGAGCAAGAAAUCGCUGCUGGUGUCAUCGCUGAUCGCGCUUAAGCUGCUGCUGCAGCAACCACACAGCAACGAUAAGAGCGAAAGCAGCAAGCUCGAGGUGGUGCACAUCCCGAUCCGUAAGGACGCCGGUUUCCACAAAAAGCACCAGCAACACUCGGUGGUUGGUUCGGGCAAAUCGAAGCAACCAACGUCAACGGGAACCCCAGUUCCGGCCUCAACGAAAGCUCCUCUACCGAGCCUGUCCCUGUUCGAUCCAUUCGCCGGUACGACGCCUCACCAGUUCCAGCACACGCACCAGCAGAUGGCGGAUUUCGGUGGAAAAUACAUCCCACUUGGGUACGAGACCAAUCACUACCACUUUGAUGGCUCACCAACGGUGCCAGCGUUUGGAUCAGUCCAGAACGUGGAGCAGUUCUUCGACGAUGCGGAUGAGCUGCAGUUCGAUCGACAGGAUAAUGGCUGGGACGGGUGGAGUGGAUGGAACCGGGGUGAGCGGUACGAGCAGAGUGGAUCGGGUGGCUCCCCGGUGGCCACUGGAACUGGAGGAUGGGGUGGUGCCACCGAAUAUGCUGUAGAGUCGGGAAAUGACUAUCUACCGACCGGGUAUGGGUCGCCUAAUCGUAGCCGAUACGGUGAGCAGGUCGAUGACUAUCGAUCGCAGGUGGUUCAGGCCAAUAACCCGACAGGUCGGCUGCAGCAGCUGAUGGGUGAUAGGAGAAAGCGAAAGUUCUAG